UUUCCUUACUUCUUUCCUCAUUCAGCAACUCUCUGCUUCACUGUUCACUUCACUUCUCUCCUGUCCUUCUUCCCCAUCUAGCUCACACUAACAGAUUUGUUUAAGUUUGGGUCUUCUGAGCACUGGGCAAACGAUCUUCCCUGCAGAUAUUUUUCCUGUGAACAAAAAAUGAUCUCUCUGGUGUAUGCUGUUGUGGCGUGUAUAUAAGUGAAUAGUAUGCGGUGGCUGGGCCUAUCGAUUGAUGUGUUUCGUUAUGUUAUCUCCUUGAACCUAUAUUGCAGGGUGAUUCUGUAAACAUGUUUCUUCUGUGAACCUAUUCAGCCCUCACUAUCCUCCUUUUACUAGCUACCCAUGGGUGCCAAUCAUCUUUUUUUCUUUGCUUGUUUUAUCUAUAGGAUUAGCUAAAUAACCGAGUUUUAGAAACUAAAUUUGGUCUUCUUCUUCUUCUUCUUGUUAUGCCCAUCUUUGUUUCUUGUUGAAAUUUCCAAUUCCAUCACCUCUAAAGUCUGCCUCAAGUUAGCCCUAGGUUUCACAAAUUCAUCCUUGCUUUAGUUCAAUUCGACCUUCCGUUUUGUGUGUCUAAUUGUCUUGUGCUCCAGACUAGUCUUUUUGCAUAGAUUUUGAAGUUCAGUCCAGGAUUGAAAGAAGUUAUGGUGUGCCAAGCGGCAAGUCAGACGAGAUUUCGGGCCUUAAAACAUGAGACUGGGAUUGCAGGACAAGCGACGAUUAUAGUUAGAGUUAUAGCAUGCUUUCAACCAUUGCAGAAUUGCCAGGCUGAGUACUUCCGUCAAUUGCUUAAGCCUGUCACGUAAAUUAAGUUUGCAUCCACAAUAUUGCGUUAAGUUCGAGUUUACAGUCGUUUUCCUUUCAUUUUUAUUCAAUUCCUGAGAGAAAUUAGCUUUGGGAUAACAGCAGUCAAUAUCCAAGGUUUUCGUUUUGGCUGAAUUGAAUGGUUAUGGCCACCGAGCAGCAUCGACCUUGCUGGCACUAUCCUGCUUGGAAUUUACUCGAUUCAAACCAUGUUGCCACGCAUUUAGAACCCAUGCACCACACUAAUCUGCCAUCGUCUUUUAACUCUCAUGUAUUUACUGCAAAUGCUGUUUCUCAAGGGAUUUCGGCUUUGGUCCCUGGAUCACCAUAUUCGAGAACAAACCAGUUGAUUGGAGUUCAUGGUGUUCUCCAGCCAAUACCUACCCAUAUAAACUGCUCUUCUCCGAGCACAAACCCGUAUAUGAAUGAAUCUCAAUCUGCUCUUUUCCAUGGAAUUGGAAGAAAAGUUGUGCCAACUUCUGCAUGUGGGAAAAAAUUUCUCAUUUUUGAUCACUCUGGAGAUCAAACAAGGCUGUUUUUUAGUCCAUCGUUCCCUCCUCGGAAUGAGCUUUUGUCUAGAAAAACUUCUGAUUUUGAUGAUAAUGGUCUGGGGCAUGGAAAGUUGACAGCUCUCGUUGAGCACAGGUCUCCCGGGAAACUCAUUAUUCAAGAACAAUUGGAUAGGAGUUACAGUAACAGUUAUGGAAGCGAAAGGCCUGAAGACACAGAAGAAAUCAAUGCAUUACUCUACUCUGAUGAUGGGGAUGUUGAUGGCGAGGAUGAUGAAGUAACUAGCACGGGCCACUCCCCGUUCCCAGUUCAAGGGCGCUGCCACGAGCAUGCUCAAUUCGGGGAACUGACCGGGGACAUUGCUAGUAGUGAUGGCUCAUCAAAGAGGCAAAAGCUGCAUGAUGGUGGGUACAGGAAGUCAUCAUUGAAAGACACUGCAAGUUCAGUGCAACUGCGUAGAUCCCACAGGUAUGAUGAUGAUGAUGAUGACGAUACAGGAUCAAGUUGUGUUAAGGGCACCGAGUUUAAAGGUCAGGAACAAAGUCCCCAUUCCCACGCCAGCAAAAAGAAGGCUAAAAUCCACGAGAUGUUGAAAAUUCUUGAAACCAUUAUCCCUGGCCUAAAGAGCAAGGAUCCACUGUCCAUUUUCGAUGAAGCAAUAGAUUACUUGAAGCAUUUGAGACUCAAGGCUAAAGAGCUGGGACUCGAGCCCAGCCCUGUUCCACCCAGCAGUCCAUUGGAGGUGUCUGGUGCAGUUCUAGCAGAGGGUGAGGGCAAAAAAUGGGCUGAUCUUGAUUAUGUGUUUCCAAGAAAUGAUUAUUUUUAAGCUUUAAGGAUUUAAAGGCAUCACAUUUUAGCGCAUGGGUUAUGGAAGUGCAGUGCUGUGCUGUAAAUUCAAUGAAGAGCCCUUUUCUCCCCCCCAAAAAAGAAUCAAUUUUUCCCCAUGGAUUGAGUGCAUGCGCAUACAGUGAUUGCAAUGACAGGACCCACCUUCCAGCACCAAUCCAAUUUGCAGCUUCUUGAUGUUGUGUCUUUUGUGAAUCAUCAUCUUUUAUCUUCUUUGGUGGCACCGCCCUAAUGGUACAAAGAAGAGAGCAUACAGGAGUGAUGGCUUGCCUCCAUGAAAAGAUUUAUCAAGAAAGUUGGAUGGCCAUCAAUGAUAAGAUCUUGUCUUCAAAGUCUGGUUUUUUUCUUUCUUUCUUUUUUCACUUGUGAGCUUUUGUACUGUGAGUCCGUGAGUUGUGGCUUCUGGGUCUUUUUGAGUACUGAUGGACCCUCCCUGGGUCCUUCUGCUAUCAUUAUUGCUGUUAUAAUUGAAUGUUGAAUCUUUGUGGAUAUGGCAGUGUGCUUUUUUUCUAUGUCACUAAUAAAUUUUCACAGUAGUUGUA
This is a messenger RNA of Ipomoea triloba (trilobed morning glory), 2708 nucleotides long. RefSeq names its product transcription factor bHLH143-like. The record is from RefSeq and is a predicted model, not a curated record. Gene Ontology annotation, molecular function: protein dimerization activity. Lineage: Eukaryota; Viridiplantae; Streptophyta; Magnoliopsida; Solanales; Convolvulaceae. The coding region runs from base 950 to 2146 and encodes 398 amino acids. The transcript is spliced from 4 exons.